Molecule: messenger RNA, 962 nt
Organism: Oryzias melastigma (Indian medaka)
Lineage: Eukaryota; Metazoa; Chordata; Actinopteri; Beloniformes; Adrianichthyidae
Exons: 8
Coding region: 116-913 (265 amino acids)
Molecular function (GO): oxidoreductase activity
Source: RefSeq, a predicted model, not a curated record
UGUUUUUGUUUGGAUAAGAGUUCCGGUUCAAUUUAAACUACAAACAAGUGUUUGUCGCUCUGGAUGACGUCAUCAGCAGAGGACGCUGCAUGUUUUGCUGAAUCUUAUAGCAGAAAUGGCAUCGAGCGACGCUUUUCAAGUCAGUUCCCUGAAAGGUAAGGUGGCCCUGAUCACGGGGGCCAGCUCGGGGAUCGGGGCCGGCACGAGCGUCCUGUUCGCGCAGCUCGGAGCCCAGCUGGCGCUGAACGGCCGAGACGUGGAAAACCUCAAGAAAGUGGCCCAGAAAUGCGCGCAGUGCGGCGGCGCAGAGCCGUUUCUGGUUCCUGGAGACCUGACUGACGAGGAGACGGUGAGGAAGACCGUGGAGCAAACACUGGCUCACUUCGGCCGUCUGGACGUUCUGGUGAACAGCGCCGGCAUCCUGGCCAUGGGCAGCAUCGAGACCUCGGACCUGGCUCAGUACGACAAGGUCAUGAACGUCAACGUCAGGUCUGUGUACUACCUGACUCAGCUGUGCGUUCCUCACCUGAUCCAGACCAGAGGCUCCAUCGUGAACGUGUCCAGUGUGAACGGCCAGAGAUCUUUUCCAGGUGUGCUGGCGUACUGCAUGUCCAAGUCGGCCAUCGACCAGUUCACGCGCUGCAUAGCGCUGGAGCUGGCACCCAAGCAAGUGAGAGUGAACUCUGUGUGCCCCGGAGUGAUCAUCACUGAGGUCCACAGGCGGGCGGGGCUGGACGACGAGCAGUACGCUAAGUUUCUGGCUCGCUGUAAGGAGACGCACGCGCUCGGCCGGCCCGGCGAGGUGGAGGAGGUGGCGCAGAGCAUCGCGUUCCUCGCCUCGGACGCCGCCAGUUUCAUCACUGGGGUCAACCUGCCGAUCGAUGGAGGUCGCCACGCCAUGUGUCCACGAUGAAGCUGAACACGUUCACUCUGCAGGUUUCUGAUAAAAACUCUGAAACGUU